This is a messenger RNA of Cuscuta europaea, 956 nucleotides long. NCBI's taxonomy places the organism in Eukaryota, Viridiplantae, Streptophyta, Magnoliopsida, Solanales, Convolvulaceae. The record is from the annotation of a GenBank genome assembly.
UUGCACAUUAUUCUCCUUGAAGAAUGUAUCAAAGUAUGCCCAAUAUGUUUAAUACAUAUUUACUUUUUAAAUAAUACAAUAUUCAAGUAUUUGCAAUAACUUUAAUUUUUUUUGUAAUACAAUACAUUCAUAAAAAAAAAGUAAAUAAUUAAAAAAACCUUAAACGCUCUUUGUUUUGCUACUCCAUCAUAGAGAAAGGCAACAGCGCAGGAGCUGCAGAUUAAUAUCCGUCCAUCACUCCAUUGAAGUUUAGGAAUGGUGGUGGAAUGUGCGUUGACUAUGGCUGAACAGAGGUCAAACGAUUCAAUGCUGGAAAUGGUCAAUCUCCUGCUCGAGGCGGCAAGAUAUGCUGAAAUUGAAGAUAUAAAGAGCUUAGUAUCAUCUGGUGUAUCUCUUGAUUCAAAGGAUUCACAGGGCCGAACUGCACUUCAUAUGGCUUCAGCCAAUGGGCAUCUUGAUGUUGUAAAGUAUCUCAUUGGUAGUAAAGUGGAUGUCAAUGCAUCUAACGAGGAAAAAAACACACCUCUUCAUUGGGCUUGCCUUAAUGGUCACAUUGAGGUAGUCAAGAGCUUGAUCCUUGCUGGAGCGAGUGUGUCAGCGCUGAACAUCCAUGAGAAGACUCCACUGGAUGAGGCGUUGAUCGCAAGGAAAUUGGAAAUUGUCGAUGCAAUCAACCAAGCAGUGAUAGAGUUUGAACUUCAACGUGCAACUGUCUCUUAGCUGGACAUUGCUGUAUCAAUCUUAGUUUUACUUUAUGAGUAAGCACUAUAGUUCAGGCUCUCUAAAAGGAUGUGAUAUGUGGUUUUGUCUUGGAAACUUGAAUGUUUCAUCAAAUUUCGCAAUUAUCAAGCAGUAGGCUAUAAAAUGUGUUUGUUUGAUGCUCAAAGAAAUGCGAUGUCAACAAUGGGAAAUUGAACUGUAUUUUACAUCAAAUUUUGCAAUUACGUAGUGGUAGG